Dermacentor silvarum is the source of this 3052-nucleotide messenger RNA. RefSeq names its product aftiphilin-like (gene Afti). Gene Ontology annotation, biological process: intracellular transport. The record is from RefSeq and is a predicted model, not a curated record. Gene Ontology annotation, molecular function: clathrin binding. Gene Ontology annotation, cellular component: trans-Golgi network membrane; AP-1 adaptor complex. Bases 186 to 1646 code for a protein of 486 amino acids. Lineage: Eukaryota; Metazoa; Arthropoda; Arachnida; Ixodida; Ixodidae. The transcript is spliced from 6 exons.
GGCUGUGACGCCUGGUGUGGAAACUGUGUCAUUGCAUUCUUAUGCUAAAUAUUGUGGCAGUCCUAGUUUGUUAAUUGGCAAGAGUAGUCGAAAAGCGAAGGGAGCAAGCUUCAAUCCACGCUUUGACAUUGAAUUAGUCUUGCCCUGUGGUGGGUCCGGGCUAGCGGGCGUGAUCCUGCUCCACCAUGGCAGAACUCGAGGCGGCCCCUUUGCCCGAGGGCAACGGUCUUGGCCCGCAGGGUGCGGUGGCCGCCACUAAAAUUGACGCUGGCAGCUUCGAUCUACCCCGCAACCACGAUGACUUCGACGACGGUGACGACGACGACUUUGGACACUUUGCGACCGCCGCCGCGGCGCCCCCAGUGCCAGCGGCAGAUGUAAACCACAUUCCAGCAGCAGAUGACGCGGUCACCUCCGAGGUGGCCGUAACAUGUGAUAGCACCAACGGUACGUUGUUGCCCAGUCUGUGUUUAGGUGACAGUGAUGAUGACAGUGCGACUAGUCAGGACACCAGCGGGCUUGUGCGCCAAGCUUCGGCAGAGCUGCCGUUCUCUGGCGAGACCGGUGGCGUCAAGAGGGAGGACAGUUUUGACGACUUUCAACAGGCACAAGCUGUAGCGCCACCGUUCGAGGCGGCGCUUGCGCCGGUGGACGAAGGAAGUGAUUUCGCAGACUUCGAGCAAGCAUGUGACACAGUGGUGGCAGAUAGUUGCGAGUGGGGUGACUCCAAAGGGGACGGUUUCGCGGACUUUGCAGCUUUCGGGGAUGCGUCGAAAACCGCCGUGGAGGACGGUGACUGGGCUGACGACGACUGGAAGUCGUUUGCUAAUGCAGAAGACGGCGAAGCGACGUCAGUUGUGUCGCCUGUAGCGUUGCCACAACAAGGGACUGUCUCUGGUCAGCUGGUGCCGGGAGAGGGCUCGUUCGAAAACCUGUUCCAGAGUGCCUACACCCUCGAAGGUGCCUCGUUGAGUCCAGUCUCCGCGGAGGAUGAAGACUUUGUGGCUCUCAGCUGUUGUGAGGUUCAUGUAAGGCUGUGGGAGCAGCUCGAGGAUCUGGAUCGUGCCCCAUCGCUGAAGUUCAGCUGGAAUGGGUCACAUUCGUGUCAGCACCUGCUGCAGAGCCUGUCCAUUGACUCUAGGAACAUUCAGGCCGGUGCGGACAGUGCCAUUCCUCCGGCUCAGUUUGACUGGACUUCGAGUGGCCUGGUGAACCCGUUGGAGCAGCCGGCUGCCUCGACGUUGCUGGACCUUGAGUUUCUUUCGAGCCUCUCGUCAGCCACAGUGGGCAGCAGUCCCCCGACCAGUAGUCUGGAGAAAGAAUUCCUGGAGUUGAGUGGUUCUGCAGCAGCACCAGUGUCGUCGCAGUCCUCCUGCCCCGUCGAAGCUGCAGGAGCUGUUGCGGAACAACGUGUCCACCCUGUCAUCAACACGCCGUCGGCCCUCGCUGCUCAGCGGCGAAGCCCAGGCCAUCUUGGACAGACUCCCGGACCUGUCGUUUAUGCAGGCGCGCGUGCUCAUGUUUCCGGUGCACUUGGACUGAUCCUUAUGUACGAAUGUGUCAGGCCUGAAAGCAACUGUCCCCGGUUUUACAAUGUAGGGGAGAGGAACUUGACACGGCCCUCAACUCAUGCAUCUGUAGCAUGAGCUAAUGAAUGAAUUUAGAAGUAGUGCUCGGCCAAUUGGCAGGGCCAUCUGUUGCGUCGAGAAGAGGUUGUGCUACGUCGACGAUUCCAUUCUUCGAUUUGUUUGAAUGUGUUCGGCAUGUUUUAAUUCAUGUCAUCAGUGCACAUUCUUUCCUGCGAGGAGUAUUUAGGAAUUAAAUGUAUGCGUAUGUGUUUCCUACCACCGAUAAUUUAUUUCGUUUGUGUGAAGAGCAAGAGCACAAGUGGCAAACUACUAGUGUUUGGGGGGUGUGGUCUAUUAGAUAAGGGAACAUGUACUACGUGAGCGCAGCGCACAUUAUCAGUGCUUUCCAUAUCCGGGCACAUAAAUACAACUUGGUGCUUUGAUCAUCUGUCUGUAAGGGCUAAAAAGAGUAAAGCUUCUGCCUUUGCACCUGUUUGUGUUCUUGUAUUUUCUCAGCUCUUUCGGUGCUUAAGUGCUUACCUAAUAAAGUUAGAAUAGCGGAAUAUGGUGGUGGUGGUGGUUUGCAGGUGGGCCAAUUGCCCAUCUGCAAACCUUGCUAUGGAAUCGGCAAGCCAUGAUCUGUUGUCCUUUAUCUGUCUCAGUGGGCCUUUUUUUUUGCUUAUGCAGUAAAAGAGACUAUUAUGGAAAUAUAACAAUGCAUAUUUCAUGUAAUAUUUGUUGGACCUUCUUUCACGGCAGUAAUGUGUUCCAAGGAUUAUUAAAAGACAUUAAGGCUGAUGAGUUGAGGCGAAUCAGCUCGUUUUUCAAGGCGCAUCUAAACAAGGUUGGAUGUCGGGAAUCAAUGCGCACAUUGUGGUUUAGGUUUCACAGGAAUUGUGCAAUAUAAAGAUUUGAGCAGUGUUUCCGAGAUAGUGAAGCAGCUGCUGUCACUGCUAGCGCAGCUUUUGAGGCGCUGCUGCUAGUUUCACUUUGUUCACCCCAAAAAUGCUGUUGGAGCAGUUGUAGCCACACCAGUGUUUUGUCUUGUUCCCGUUGAGGUUCCUUACUGCUGCGGUCCUCUUCCCUGUCUUUGUCAUCAUUUAGAGAUAGUCUUUCUACAUGGCUUGCUGGAAAUGCAUUUUAUUUUUUUUUUCCAGGAAAUUUCUUGCUUGUGACAAGUGCUAGGUUUGACAAGACACAGCCUCUGAUAUUGUUGUGACAUACGAAGCCCUAGUAUUGCUAGCGCGAGUUACCGCAUUGACGCGAUCUGCUGUUAAUGCAUUGCCAUUCCGACCAAAAGGACUGUUUGCAUAUCGUAGUUGCUGUAAAAAUGUACUUGUUCAUUAUUUUUUUGUUGCGGUUUUAACGUAGAUCAUGUGACGAUCUGCAUUGCGCCCGGCCAACAAACCGCCCCAAAGUGUCCGUUGUGCAGCUGUCGCUGUGAAAGCUCAGGGCAAGCCUGCAAUAAAAGGUUUCACGGGAGA